Messenger RNA from Mytilus californianus (California mussel), 1000 nucleotides. RefSeq lists its product as uncharacterized. The record is from RefSeq and is a predicted model, not a curated record. The coding region runs from base 229 to 822 and encodes 197 amino acids. The transcript is spliced from 5 exons. Lineage: Eukaryota; Metazoa; Mollusca; Bivalvia; Mytilida; Mytilidae.
ACAAUGAACACCAAUGCCCGAGUAUGUCAAAUGCAAACAUAUGCAGUACAACCAACAGUAGCCACAUCAAAGAUAGGAGCACACCGGAUACUUGGUGGAUUACAUAUCGGGCUAGGUAUGGUGUGCGGUAUCCUUGGUAUUACUGGAGCUAUUCUUAGUUAAACCAAUAUAGACAUUCGUUGCGAAAGUUAUUACUACCACAACAGAUAUAAUUAUGUAAUUAGAUACAUGUAUACAUGCUAUGAUUUUGGAGAUGCUAUCCUUAUAAUGGAUUUAAUUUGCGUGGGUCUGUCAGGUUGGUUCACAUUAACCGGUUGUUUACCGUUAUGUAUGACAGUACAACGUAAAUCAAGCUGCUUAGAAAAAGCGUUUCCGAUUUGUAGCAUUAUAUCAGCAGUUGUGUUUUCACCCAUCGUUUUUGGAUUAGGAGUUGCCGGAGCAAUCAUUGCUGAUUUUUAUGCAAAUGCCAGCGGUGUUGUUGCAGUGUCUGUCCUCCUAACUGUUUUGUCCUUCAUCGAAUGCAUUGUAUCCAUUGUUGCUGCAGUAUACUGCUGUUGCUGUUGCUGUUCACAACUGUCUACUGGAAAUCAUCAAGGUGUCCAGCAGGGAUAUGAUCAAGUGGGAAAUUCCGGAAUGCAAGGAUAUCAUGGUAACCCUUUAAACUCACAACAGUGGGUAUACCCAACUUCACGUCCUGCAGAUAUGGGGUAUGAAUUUCCUGUUGUCAACGAUAUAAACUCUAAUCAGCGGGUAUAUCCAACUGCACCUCCUGAAGAUAUAGAUCAAUCAUUUCCUAUUGAGGACAAUUCUACAACAAACUAACAUUUUUAUUCGUCAACAAAAGACCGGCGGUGUACUUGUUUGAUCGGAGAUGUAAAUACAUUUGAUGUUUUGGGAAAAUUGUAAUUGACUCGGUAAAUGUCUUGUAGUCAGCACUUCUGUGUUGACAUGAAUUAUCAUUGAUAUUGUCAUAUAAAUAAUAAAACUGUUUACAAAAUUU